AUGAUUUCCACUCAGGUGCUAGCUCUCCUCAAGCCGGUGAUCCGCACCCGCGGCUAUCCCACGUCCCUGUGCGCGCUCAAGCUCGCCGCAGAGGUGGCCAAGGCUCGCAGCCACGAGCUCGGCGACGAGACCGUGGCCUCGCUCAUGGAGGGGGUCGGACAGCUGGCCGACCACCAAAACUCUGCUGUGCGCAAAGCAGCUGUGUUCUGCAUGGUGGCGUUUACCUUCGCGCUGGGCGAGGAGCGCAUGCAGCCGCAUCUCAAGCACCUGUCCGUCAGCAAGUACCGGCUACUGCAGGUGUACAUAAGCAAGCAGCGCGAGGAGGCGGGCCGUCCCGGCGGCGGCGGCGUAAGUUCCGGCGGCACGUAGCGGCGGCGGCGCGCGCGCACCACCACGCGCGCCACGCAGACUGACGCGCGCUAGGCAGCCGCCAUCUUGGACGCCAUCUUGGUUGGUGACGUAAU
Messenger RNA from Ostrinia nubilalis (European corn borer), 464 nucleotides. RefSeq names its product CLIP-associating protein-like. Bases 1 to 369 code for a protein of 122 amino acids. Gene Ontology annotation, molecular function: microtubule binding. The record is from RefSeq and is a predicted model, not a curated record. The transcript has 3 exons. Gene Ontology annotation, cellular component: microtubule organizing center; kinetochore; basal cortex. Lineage: Eukaryota; Metazoa; Arthropoda; Insecta; Lepidoptera; Crambidae. Gene Ontology annotation, biological process: mitotic spindle assembly; establishment of mitotic spindle localization.